AUGGCUUAUAAGAAGCCCAUUUUUUAUUUAGAGGGUAAUGUUUUAGAGGAAUGUCUUAAUGCAGUAGAUAAGAAGAUGCUAUUAAAUGAUUUGUGGUGUGAAAUUCAUGCUUGUGUGAGUUUAGUGCAAAACAAUGAAGAUGAUUUAAGUGAUCUUGUCAAAAAACUUCGAACCAUGAAAAUAAAUUUGGAACAGAAGAAAACAACAAAUGGAAGCAAUAAUUUUUCUAGCAAAGUUAAAGACAUUGAAAUGCUUAUUGGAGCUAGUUUACCUUCUGAAGUUUUGAUCAAAGCUCCUAAAAUUUCAAAAAACAAAGGUACGGGGGUUCAUGUUCCAAAUCAGGUUAAUGUUCCAAAUAAUACUCAUAUUCCAAAUGAUAUUAAUGUUCCAAAUGAUAAUGAUACACAUGUUCCAAAUAGUGACAAGAGAAUGAAGAGUGACAGAGAAAGAGCGGUUGAACAAAGUCAAAAGAAGAAAAGAUUGCAUAGAGCAUGUGGAGAGCUUGGUCACCAUGAUAGUCGUAAUUGUCCAGGAAAGUCAAGUGAUAUUACUAAUCAACUUUUACAGCAACUAUGA
Messenger RNA from Chenopodium quinoa (quinoa), 576 nucleotides. RefSeq lists its product as uncharacterized. The coding region runs from base 1 to 576 and encodes 191 amino acids. The transcript is spliced from 2 exons. Lineage: Eukaryota; Viridiplantae; Streptophyta; Magnoliopsida; Caryophyllales; Amaranthaceae. The record is from RefSeq and is a predicted model, not a curated record.